This is a messenger RNA of Chanos chanos (milkfish), 1796 nucleotides long. RefSeq names its product putative E3 ubiquitin-protein ligase UBR7. Gene Ontology annotation, molecular function: ubiquitin protein ligase activity; zinc ion binding. The record is from RefSeq and is a predicted model, not a curated record. The transcript is spliced from 12 exons. Gene Ontology annotation, cellular component: cytoplasm. NCBI's taxonomy places the organism in Eukaryota, Metazoa, Chordata, Actinopteri, Gonorynchiformes, Chanidae. Bases 89 to 1330 code for a protein of 413 amino acids.
CUGAACGUCACAAUAAUAGGAACUGAACUGGCCGCUUUGCAAUCACGGUUUAGCUUCCAGUCGUCCAGCGGCACAAAACCUAGUAAGAAUGUCUGCAAAUGGAGGAGACGAAUCGACUCUUUCUUUGGCUGAUAUCUCGGUGGAUGACGACGAGCUUCGUGAAGCUUUCGCGGUUUUGGCUGGGAGUGACCCAGAGAAAUGUUCUUAUCCUGAGGGAUACAUGAAACGCCAGGCCGUUUUUGCUUGCAACACUUGCACAUCUGGAGAUAUGGAGCCGGCUGGUGUAUGCCUCGCAUGUGCCAACCACUGCCACGACGGGCAUGAUAUCUUUGAACUGUAUACCAAAAGAAACUUCCGUUGUGACUGUGGAAAUGGGAAGUUUGGCUCCUUUGAAUGCAAAUUGAAUCCUGGGAAGGACAGACAGAACAUAAAGAAUCAAUAUAAUCAUAACUUCUUUGGCCGAUACUGCGCCUGUGACAGGCCCUAUCCUGAUGAUGAUGAUCAGGUGAAUGAUGAGAUGAUCCAGUGUGUUGUGUGUGAGGACUGGUACCACUCAAAGCACCUUGGCUGUCUGGUUGUAGACUCUGAGGAGCUUUUGGAAAUGGUGUGUGAGAGCUGUAUGAACAAGGCCCCUUUCCUCUGGACCUAUGCUUCUCACUAUGCAGUUCCACCUUUAACCAAGCUGAGCCCUUGUAAAGAAGACAGUGAAGUGAAUGUAGAGGAAGAGGAGGAAGCGAGUGGAGGGGACAAAAAAGAGAGUCCAUGUGCGAGUGGGAGGGAGUGGGCCUCAACAAGCUGCAGCACUCAAAAUGGCACAAAGCUGGUGACCAAUGGGACCGCAGGUGUUAAGAGGACCCACCAGGAGAUGGAGAAUUGUCCCAUGAAAUGCCAGUCUAAAAGUGUUCACUGUGUGUUGAGAGAGUUAAAGGCCAAAGAGUUAACACGGGUCCCAGAGGGAGCAGUGUUCUGGCCCUACUUUUGGCGUGCCAAACUUUGCACAUGCACAGAUUGUAAGAGAGCCUAUGUCAAGGCAGGUGUGGAGUUUUUGCUGGAUGAGACAGACACUCUGCUGGCAUAUGAAAACAAGGGUAAAUCACAGACUUGGACAGGAGAAGAGUUGCUCAUGAGUUGCCUCAGCUCUCUGGACCGAGUACAACAGCUGGAGAUCAUUUACCAGUUUAACGACCUGAAGACUGAGCUGACUGAAUUUUUGCAACAGUUUGCCGAUGAGGGAAAGGUUGUGACCCCUGAGGCCAUCCGGACCUUUUUUGAAGAUCUCCAGAACCGGAAGCGGAGACGGACUAAUGUUGGGCAGUACUACUGCAGUUGAACCAGUCCAGACUAAACCCUCACUCCAAAACUUGACUUAGUCCAGAGGUGCAGUUUAGCAUCGGUGGUUCCUCUGGGCAGACCUACAUUUCCUUUAAAUAAAAUUGCACAUUAAAAAUGAUGAUGCUGCUGCUGUACAAAUGGUUUCUGAAAGGUUGUAUGAGAAUAUUUUUUUGGGGUGUUCCCUUUUACACGCUGCGAUUGUUCAAAUCUUUCGGGAGACGAUUUCUUAUUUUCUGUGUGGUUUUUACAUGAGGUGUUGAUGGGAACAUUUUGCAUUAGGCAGUAGUUAUGUGAACAUGCCUUUCCUUUGUCCUAUAACACUGUGCACUGUGCCAAGACCAGCUCUGUUUCACUCCCUUUGCAAUCUCAUGUCACAGCUCACUAUCAUGGCCUUUGAUUGAUUGAUACAACCGUACAGAUAAUUCAGAGUUCAGGCUAAAUCUUCUCACGUAUCUGUAGCUAUA